ACCCAGGUAAAGCUCUCUCCUCUGUCCCAAUCCCUCAGAGACAUCCUCUCUACAGCCACACAGUACAGCCACUGAGAUAAGUGUUAUGGAAGGACCCAGGCCUGUUGUUCUGAGCGGCCCCUCGGGGGCAGGAAAGAGCACUCUUAUGAAGAUGCUGCUGAGGGACUACGAGGGAGUCUUUGGCUUCAGCGUGUCACAUACAACAAGGAGCCCACGACCAGGAGAGGUAGAUGGCAAAGAUUACCACUUCUCAAACAGGGAGGCUAUGCAGGAGGAUAUUGACGAUGGGACAUACAUUGAGAAUGCAGAGUUUUCAGGGAACCUGUAUGGGACAAGCAAGUCUUCUGUAGACGAAGUGCGGGGCAAUGGUCUCAUCUGCAUUCUGGAUGUGGACAUCCAGGGAGUGAGGAACAUCAAGCAGACUGACCUGGACCCUAUCUAUGUCUCUAUCCAGCCCCCCUCUAUAGAGAUCCUGGAAAAGCGUCUGAGGGACAGAAAUACGGAGACAGAGGAGAGUCUGCAGAAGCGUCUGGAGGCAGCACGGGUUGACAUGGAGCUCAGCAACGAGCCUGGAGUGUUUGACAUGCUUAUUGUCAAUGAUGACUUAGAGGAGGCUUAUGAGAAGUUGCAAAGUGUUCUUAUUGAGGAAAUUACUAAAGUUCAGUCAACCAAGAAAGAAAGAUGCAAUUCUAUUAUGUCAGGACCCAGGCCUGUUGUCAUAAGUGGCCCCUCGGGGGCAGGGAAGAGCACUCUGCUGAAGAAGCUGCUGAAGGACUACAAGGGAGUUUUCGGCUUCAGCGUAUCACAUACAACAAGGGACCCACGUCCAGGAGAGGUAGAUGGCAAAGGCCUGUUCAGUCUGCCUAUGCUUCUGGGAGCUACGUUACUGCCCGUAGCAGACGUCCUAUCCUCUGUUUCAUCCGCAGAUUACCACUUCACAAACAGGGAGGCUAUGCAGGAGGAUAUUGACAAGGGGGAAUUCAUUGAGACUGAUGAGUUUUCGGGCAACCUGUACGGAACAAGUAAGAGCGCUGUACAGGACGUGAGGGCCAAGGGCCUCAUUUGUAUCUUGGACGUGGAUAUCGCAGGAGUGAGGCACAUCAAGGAGACUAACCUGGACCCAAUCUACAUCUCUAUCCAGCCCCCCUCUAUUGAGGUCCUGGAAGAACGUCUGAGGGGUAGAGCGACGGAGACAGAGGAGAAAAUACAGAGCCGUCUAGAAGAAGCCCGGACUGACAUGGAGGAGUGCAACGAGCCUGGAUUGUUUGACAUUGUCAUUGUCAACGAUGACUUGGAUGAGUCCUAUGAGAAGUUGCAAAGUGUUCUUAAGGAGGAAAUGUCGGAUGUGAUUCUGAUGAAGGCCUUUCAAGGCCAAACCUGCUAUUUAAUAUCAUUUUAAUAGCGUUUAUUGGUAAUUACACAAUUGGAACAAGGACUUUGUAAUUACAAAUGCACUCGCUGAAGGUAAUUCCACACAAAUCCACUCGCUGAAGGUAAUUCCACAUGUGUAGUGACUCAUGAUCUAUUUUAUGUUAUUAUUUUAUUACACAUGUCCUUGAUCCAGUAUGCAACUAAUAUGUUUUGUAAUUAUACUUCUGGAAGUCACCUGUGUAUUACCAUGUCAAGAACUCCUACCCAAAUGGGUAACCGAGGAGACAUUAGGCAUAACCCUUUUAGUUACUUUGUACUACGCAACAACAUUUGACAACCAACAUUGUAAUUGCAAUAUUGUUAUAAAGAAUAUACAUGUAUUUACAAUGUAUUUACCCAAGAGCAAGCAACUUAAUAUGUAAUUACCGUUUUUGGAAAAGGUAAGACAUGCUUUGAUUUUGUUUACCUGGACACUAUCUCCUAAUGAUAACUUUUUAGCGUUUAUGGCAUAAAACCAAUUCAAAAUAAUCAUAAAGGAACUUUUUAGAUACACAAUCAAUUGAAGACACAGAUUUGUACAUUGUUAACAAUGUUUGUUUUUGACAAUGUAAUGUAGCUACAGGCCUAGCUACUCGUCUACAG
Salvelinus sp. IW2-2015 is the source of this 2013-nucleotide messenger RNA. RefSeq lists its product as uncharacterized. NCBI's taxonomy places the organism in Eukaryota, Metazoa, Chordata, Actinopteri, Salmoniformes, Salmonidae. Gene Ontology annotation, molecular function: GMP kinase activity; ATP hydrolysis activity. Gene Ontology annotation, cellular component: cytosol. Gene Ontology annotation, biological process: purine nucleotide metabolic process. The record is from RefSeq and is a predicted model, not a curated record.